This is a messenger RNA of Zonotrichia albicollis (white-throated sparrow), 730 nucleotides long. The record is from RefSeq and is a predicted model, not a curated record. Lineage: Eukaryota; Metazoa; Chordata; Aves; Passeriformes; Passerellidae.
GUGUAUUUCGACCUGCGGAUCGGUGAGGAGGAUGUGGGCCGUGUGGUCAUCGGGCUCUUCGGCAAGACGGUGCCCAAGACAGUGGAGAACUUCAUGGCCUUGGCCACCGGAGAGAAAGGAUUUGGCUUCAAGGGCAGCAAGUUCCACCGUGUGAUCAAGGACUUCAUGAUCCAAGGAGGAGACUUCACCCGCGGUGAUGGCACUGGAGGGAAAAGCAUCUACGGGGACCGUUUCCCUGACGAGAACUUCAAGCUGAAGCAUUACGGGCCAGGCUGGGUGAGCAUGGCCAACGCUGGCAAGGACACCAACGGCUCCCAGUUCUUCAUCACCACCGUGAAGACGCCGUGGCUGGACGGGAAGCACGUGGUGUUCGGCAAAGUGCUGGAGGGAAUGGACGUGGUGAGGAAGGUGGAGAGCACAAAGACAGACAGCCGGGACAAGCCCCUCAAGGACGUCACCAUCGUUGACUGUGGCACCAUCGAGGUGGAGAAGCCCUUUGCCAUCGCCAAGGAGUGACGGGACCAGGGACCAGGCCCUGCCAGGCUGUGAGGGGCUGUGGGACGGGGCUGCUGUGCUUCCCCUGCCCUGGGGCCACCGGGUCCUGCUGUGUCCCAGUGCCAGCCCCUCUCCCUGCUGCCUCCAGCCAGUGGGACAGGGCACAGGCUGCUCUUCCAUCACUUUUGUAAGAAGCACAUGCGCCAAUAAAUGUGACCAAUGUGUUUUUUAAAGA